Lotus japonicus is the source of this 1094-nucleotide messenger RNA. RefSeq lists its product as uncharacterized. Lineage: Eukaryota; Viridiplantae; Streptophyta; Magnoliopsida; Fabales; Fabaceae. The coding region runs from base 64 to 903 and encodes 279 amino acids. The transcript is spliced from 6 exons. The record is from RefSeq and is a predicted model, not a curated record.
GUCCUUACAAGUAAGCCAACUUCCAAAGCUUGUGGUAGUGCAGCAGCCAGAGAAAUAGUAAAGAUGGAAGGAGAAAAUGGAAGGAAGCUGAAAAUAUUGUGCCUCCAUGGAUUCAGAACCAGUGGGAGUUUUCUGAAAAAGCAAAUCAGCAAAUGGGAUCCUUCUAUUUUCUCUCAAUUUGAUUUGGAAUUCCCAGAUGGUAAAUUCCCUGCUGGUGGGAAAUCUGACAUAGAAGGCAUCUUCCCUCCACCUUACUUUGAGUGGUUUCAAUUCAACAAGGAAUUCACAGAAUACACUAACUUGGAUGAAUGCAUCUCAUACUUGUGUGAAUACAUCACCGCCAAUGGCCCUUUUGAUGGUUUCCUUGGCUUCUCACAGGGCGCAACACUUUCAGCACUUCUAAUAGGCUAUCAAGCACAGGGGAAGUUGCUGAAGGAGCAUCCACCCAUUAAGUUUUUUGUAUCAAUAUCAGGUUCCAAAUUCAGAGAUCCCACGAUAUGUAAUGUUGCAUACAAGGACCCCAUCAAAGCUAAGUCUGUUCACUUCAUUGGUGAGAAAGAUUGGUUGAAACUUCCUUCUGAGGAGCUUGCCUCUGCAUUUCAUAAAUCCCUUCUAAUAAGGCAUCCACAAGGUCACACUGUCCCACGUUUAGAUGAAGUUUCCACCGGUCAGUUGCGGGAUUGGGUUGCAGGAAUCCUUGGUGAACCAAAAGAUGGUGAACCAAAAGAUGGUGAACCAAAAGAUGGUGUCCCAAUUGGUGAGCAUGAAACACGCCAUGAAGAAAAGAAAUCAGAGGAGAAAGGGAGCAAGGUAGAAGUUAAUAGUACCAAUGGAGACAAAGAGGUAAAUGGAGUGGAAAUAAACAAGGGGGGUGCUGAGACAGUAGAGGUGGCCCAAGCCUGAAGUUCAAAAGCAACUGAAAUUUAAUAGAAAUUAUAAUGCCUGUUAUGUUGUCUUGAUCUUUAAUGUGAUUGUAAAGACAUCCCUUGAGAAAAAUGAUAAGGGAAAAGAGGAGAAAAACAUUGAGUAAUUCUGAACUGUAUCUGAAAGUAAUUUCUGAAUUCAAUGAAUAUAGAUGCAAAUUUUGAGAGUAA